This is a messenger RNA of Phyllopteryx taeniolatus (common seadragon), 828 nucleotides long. RefSeq names its product syntaxin-11-like. The record is from RefSeq and is a predicted model, not a curated record. The transcript is spliced from 2 exons. NCBI's taxonomy places the organism in Eukaryota, Metazoa, Chordata, Actinopteri, Syngnathiformes, Syngnathidae. Bases 1 to 828 code for a protein of 275 amino acids. Gene Ontology annotation, biological process: exocytosis; intracellular protein transport; synaptic vesicle fusion to presynaptic active zone membrane. Gene Ontology annotation, cellular component: plasma membrane; synaptic vesicle; presynaptic active zone membrane. Gene Ontology annotation, molecular function: SNARE binding; SNAP receptor activity.
AUGCGGGACAUGCUGGAGAGGCUGCGAAAUGUUAGCGAGGAGUUGGAGAACAAUGAAGAAAUGGAAUAUGACGAGAGCAAGCUACCGACAGUUCAAGAGGCAAUCGUCUUUGAGAACUCCUUGGACAUUGAGAGCAUCCUGAAGGAAGCCGAGUCCAUACGCAAGGAGAUUUCCUUGCUCCUCUUGGAGGUGGAGCGCCUGAACAAGAACAAUGAGCGUUUUCGCACCACUGUCCGCCACUUUUCCACAGUCAAGAGGGACUCGGACAACAUCGCCAGGGGGAUCCAGAAGCAAGGCCAACAGCUGCAUACUCGAAUUUUGGCACUGGGUGAGGAAAGCAAGAAGAUGGAGAAAAGGGAGGGGCCCAAGUCAGCUUCCAGUCGCAUUGCUUGUAUGCAAUAUGACUCGCUCAUCCUUGCCUUCCAAGCUGCCAUGGGGAAUUACAACCAGGCGGAGGAAAUGCAGCGGUUCAUUUGCAGGGCGCGAAUCCAGCGGCAGGCCUCCAUAUUAGGGACUAAAAUCACUGACCAGCAACUAGAUGAAAUCGUAGACAAAGGGUGCAAAGGCUGGAGCGAGUUGUCCCAAAGCCUGCCGACCCAAGAGGGCCACUCCUCCCGCUGGGCAAUGAACGAAAUCAAAGACCGACACAAGGAGCUGGUGGAACUGGAGGCCCGGCUCAAGGAAGUCCACGAACUGUUCCAGGAAGUGGCCGCGCUGACGGAAGAGCAGUGCUCCAUGCUCAAUAACAUCGAGGCCAACGUGUCGCACACUCAGCACUAUAUUCAGAAAUCCAUUGUCGACAUCAACAGGGCAAAACAAAUAAACUAA